AGAUCUCAAGGAUGUCCGGGAAAGAGGCAGCGGGUGUUAUCCAGUCCGUUUCCGGACCUGUUGUGGUCGCAGAGAACAUGGCUGGAUCUGCUAUGUACGAGUUGGUUCGUGUUGGUACCUUGCGUCUGAUCGGAGAGAUUAUCCGUCUUGAUGGCGAGACUGCCACCAUUCAGGUUUACGAGGAAACUUCUGGUCUCACUGUUGGGGAUCCUGUCGAGCGCACUGGAAAGCCUCUUUCCGUCCAGUUGGGCCCCGGUGUCAUGAACCAGAUCUUUGAUGGUAUCCAGCGUCCUCUUGAGGUUAUCGUGAAGCAGUCCGGAACUGUGUUCAUUCCUAGGGGUAUCGACGUUCUUGCUCUUGACAUGGACAAGGCCUGGCCAUUCAGACCCUCUCCUGAGUUCAGUGUGGGAUCUAUCAUCACUGGUGGAGACAUCUUUGGAAGUGUGCAGGAGAAUGAAUUGAUUGAGCACAAGAUCAUGUUGUACCCCCGCGAGCACGGCCGCAUCACCUGGAUGGCCGGGCCUGGAAACUACAACUUGAAGCAGGACAUCAUUGAGAUUGAGGCGGCUAACGGUCAGAAGAAGCGCUUCACUAUGUGCCAGUACUGGCCUGUUCGCGAUCCUCGUCCUGUCGCUGAGAAGCUUGCGGGCGAUCACCCCCUCCUCACUGGUCAGCGCGUGCUCGAUGCCCUCUUCCCCUCCGUGCAGGGAGGUACCUGCGCCGUUCCGGGAGCUUUCGGCUGCGGCAAGACCGUUAUCUCUCAGUCUCUCUCCAAGUACUCCAACUCCGAUGCUAUUGUUUAUGUCGGAUGUGGCGAGCGUGGAAAUGAGAUGGCUGAGGUUUUGAUGGAUUUCCCUGAGCUUACUAUGGAGAAGGAUGGCAAGGUUUACCCCAUCAUGAAGAGAACUACCCUCGUUGCCAACACCUCGAACAUGCCUGUUGCUGCCCGAGAGGCUUCUAUCUACACUGGAAUCACCCUUGCUGAGUACCUUCGUGACAUGGGCAUGAACGUGUCUAUGAUGGCCGACUCCACCUCACGAUGGGCUGAGGCUCUUCGUGAGAUCUCCGGUCGUCUUGCAGAAAUGCCUGCCGAUCAGGGUUAUCCUGCUUACUUGGCUGCUCGUCUGGCCUCUUUCUACGAGCGUGCUGGAAAGGUUCAGUGCCUUGGCAACCCCAAGCGUACUGGCUCUGUUACCAUUGUUGGCGCCGUGUCUCCUGCUGGAGGCGAUUUCUCUGACCCUGUGUGCGCUGCUACUCUCGGUAUCGUUCAGGUUUUCUGGGGUUUGGACAAGAAGCUUGCUCAGCGCAAGCACUUUCCAUCUGUAAAUUGGCUCAUCUCCUACUCCAAGUACGAGAAGCAUUUGUCGAAGUUCUACGAAACUUUCGAUCCAGACUUCAUUAGGAUUCGUACUCGCGUUAGGGAAGUGCUGCAGACAGAAGAGGAUCUCAUGGAAAUCGUUCAGCUUGUCGGAAAGGAUUCGCUCGCCGAAGCCGACAAGAUCACCCUUGAGGUGGCCAAGAUUAUCCGCGAGGACUUCUUGGCUCAGAACGCCUACUCUCCCUACGAUCCUUGCUGCCCCUUCUACAAGAGCGUCUGGAUGCUCAAGAACAUCGUCAAGUUCUACGAGAGCUCGUUGAAGGCUGUCGAGCUGUCAGCUGGCGAUCGCAAGAUCAACCUCAACAUCAUCAAGCAGCAGAUGGGUAAGACGAUCUACAAGAUCACCGCUAUGAAGUUCGAGGACCCCAAGAACGGACGGGAGGCCCUCGAGACUGUCUACAAGGCUCUUGAGGAGGAGAUCACCCAGCAAUUCCGCAACCUCGAGGACAUGUAAACGACUUAGGACUCCUUCACUCUUUUGCAAAAUUGUUGAGGAACAUACAGCGUACGAGUUGAUAAAACUGCAGCGAUGAA
This is a messenger RNA of Guillardia theta CCMP2712, 1912 nucleotides long. RefSeq lists its product as hypothetical. The record is from RefSeq and is a predicted model, not a curated record. Gene Ontology annotation, cellular component: proton-transporting V-type ATPase, V1 domain. Gene Ontology annotation, biological process: ATP metabolic process; proton transmembrane transport. Gene Ontology annotation, molecular function: proton-transporting ATPase activity, rotational mechanism; ATP binding; ATP hydrolysis activity. NCBI's taxonomy places the organism in Eukaryota, Cryptophyceae, Pyrenomonadales, Geminigeraceae. The transcript has 14 exons. Bases 12 to 1832 code for a protein of 606 amino acids.